Messenger RNA from Theobroma cacao (cacao), 3862 nucleotides. RefSeq names its product auxin response factor 2 (gene ARF2). Gene Ontology annotation, biological process: response to hormone; regulation of DNA-templated transcription. Lineage: Eukaryota; Viridiplantae; Streptophyta; Magnoliopsida; Malvales; Malvaceae. Gene Ontology annotation, cellular component: nucleus. The record is from RefSeq and is a predicted model, not a curated record. Gene Ontology annotation, molecular function: DNA binding.
AGUCCACCGGGUGUAGCCGGUUUGAUAAAUGAAGUCGGACGGGUUAAUGCCGGUUGUUCAGUGGGUUAGAAAUUGACCGGGGUUGAAAUGAUUGCCAUUGCCUCCGCGGUUUUGACAACCCUUGGUUAAGUCCCUCGACCCCUCAUCAGACACACACAGAGAGACAGGGACGAGAAAAAGAGAGAGAAAGAAAAAGAAAAAAAAACCAGAGAAAGAAGAUAGAGAGAGAAAGAUAGUUUUUUUUUUCAAAAUAAUUUCUUUAGGGUGUGUACGAGCUCUGAUUUUUCAUCUGCCGCAAUUGAUAUAGGUGGAAGAGAAGAUAGAGGCUGAGGUGUUUUCUGCAGAAGGAAGGGGAAGAGUGAAAGCGACUAGAGAUAGAAAGUGGAGAGAAAGAGAGAGAGUAAAUUGAUUGAUUGAUGCGUAAAUCAAGAAGAUUGGUGGUGAAUUGAGAGAAGAAUAGGCUUCCUUUUUGAGGUGUUGGAAAUUUAUUUCGUUGAUUUGAUCAAAGUUUCAGAGAAAGAGAAAGAGAAACGAGAAAAGAGAAAGACUUGUGCUUCGAGGUGAAGAGAGCAGAUAGGAUUUUAUAACAGUGGUGAUGGUAGAUUAAGUGGAAUUCUAGUUUGGGUUUUUAGUUUGAGUGAACAAUUUGCGAGUGUCAGAUGAGAGAUCUGAGCUAAAAGAUUUGGAAGAAAUGACUACUUCGGAGGUAUCAAUUAAGGGAAAUUGUGUUAAUGGAAGAGGAGAGAGUUUUUCCUCUGGUUAUAGCGAGCCAAAUGAUGCAAGGAGCACCAUGGAAGGGCAAAAUGGUCAUUCCACUCGUCCCGCUGCCGUCAGAGACCCUGAAACGGCGCUGUAUACGGAGCUAUGGCAUGCAUGUGCUGGACCUCUUGUGACUGUCCCUCGCGAAGGGGAGCGCGUGUUCUACUUUGCUCAAGGUCACAUAGAACAGGUUGAGGCGUCUACUAAUCAGGUAGCAGACCAGCAGAUGCCAGUAUAUGAUCUUCCGUCAAAGAUCCUUUGUCGCGUGAUUAACGUUCAAUUAAAGGCUGAACCAGAUACGGAUGAGGUUUUUGCACAAGUGACUUUACUUCCUGAACCAAAUCAAGAUGAGAACACCGUGGACAAGGAGCCUCCCAUUCCUCCACCACCACGGUUCCAUGUACAUUCCUUUUGCAAGACCCUGACUGCCUCAGAUACAAGCACCCAUGGUGGGUUUUCAGUGCUUAGGCGGCAUGCGGAUGAAUGUCUUCCACCAUUGGACAUGUCACGGCAACCUCCAACCCAGGAGUUGGUUGCUAAGGAUUUGCAUGGAAAUGAGUGGCGAUUUCGGCAUAUCUUCAGGGGUCAACCAAGAAGGCACUUGCUUCAAAGUGGAUGGAGUGUUUUUGUUAGCUCCAAGAGGCUUGUUGCAGGGGAUGCAUUUAUAUUUCUAAGAGGUGAGAAUGGAGACCUACGUGUUGGUGUACGACGUGCAAUGAGGCAGCAGAGCAAUGUUCCUUCAUCAGUAAUAUCAAGCCAUAGCAUGCAUCUAGGUGUGCUUGCGACAGCAUGGCAUGCCUACACAACAAGAACCAUAUUCACUGUGUAUUACAAACCUAGGACAAGCCCAGCUGAGUUUAUUGUUCCAUUUGAUCAAUAUGUUGAGUCGGUAAAGAACAAUUACUCUAUAGGGAUGAGGUUCAAAAUGAGAUUUGAAGGUGAAGAAGCUCCUGAGCAGAGGUUUACUGGAACAAUAGUUGGAAUUGAAGAUUGUGAUCCAAAAAGGUGGCAGGAUUCUAAAUGGAGAUGCCUCAAGGUGCGAUGGGAUGAGACUUCUACCAUACCUCGUCCAGAGAGAGUUUCUCCUUGGAAAAUUGAGCCUGCUUUGGCUCCUCCUGCCCUAAAUCCCCUUCCAAUGCCCAGGCCAAAAAGGCCACGAUCAAAUGCAGUGCCUUCAUCCCCUGAUUCCUCUGUGCUUACUAGGGAAGGUUCAUCCAAAGUUACUGUAGACCCUUCACCAGGUAGUGGGUUUUCAAGGGUCUUGCAAGGUCAAGAAUUCUCGACCUUGAGAGGCAACUUUGCUGAGAGUAAUGAGUCUGACACUGCUGAAAAGUCAGUUAUUUGGCCACCUUCAGUGGAUGAUGAGAAGAUUGAUGUGGUUUCUGCUUCAAGGAGAUUUGGGUCAGAGAACUGGAUGUCUUCCGGGAGGCAUGAACCAACAUACACUGACCUUCUCUCAGGUUUUGGGUUAAAUGCUGAUUCGUCCCAUGGGUAUUGUCCACCCUUGGCUGAUCAAACUUUAGCAGCUGGGAAUCCAAUUAGAAAACAACUACUCGAUAAGGAAGGGAAGCUUGGCUCUUGGUCCCUCAUGCCCUCGGGGCUCUCGCUCAAGUUGGUUGACAAUAAUGCAAAGCCUACUUUGCAAGGUUCUGACAUGCCUUACCAAGCACGAGGAAAUGGUAGAUUUAGUGGUUUUGGUGAGUAUCCUAUACUUCAAGGUCAUAGGAUUGAGCCCUCACAUGGAAACUGGUUGAUGCCUCCCCCAACCUCAUCUCAUUUUGAGAGUCCAGCUCAUUCAAGAGAUUUAAUCUCGAAAACAUCAUCAGUACAAGAGCAUGAGGCUGGAAAAUCUAGAGAAGGAAACUGCAAGCUCUUUGGUAUUCCUCUCAUUAGUAACUCUGUUUCAUCGGAGUCAGCAGUCUCCCAUAUAAAUGUGUUGAAUAAGCCGGUGAAUCAUAUGAAACCUUCCUCACACCAAGUUCGUGCAUUUGAAUCUGAUCAAAAGUUUGAAAAGUCAAAGGUCUCUCAAUUGCCGGAGGAUCUGUCUGCUUUUAAUGAGCAGGACAAAACAUUUCAGCUGGGUCAGCCCCAUACAAGAGAGAUUCAAAGCAAACCUCCUAGUGUUUCAACUAGGAGCUGUACUAAGGUUCACAAGCAGGGCAUUGCUCUUGGUAGGUCUGUGGACCUUACUAAGUUCAACAACUAUGAAGCACUGAUUGCUGAAUUGGAUCAAUUAUUUGAUUUUGGAGGUGAAUUAAUGGCUCCUAGAAGGGGUUGGCUUGUUGUUUAUACUGAUGAUGAGGGUGAUAUGAUGCUUGUUGGAGAUGAUCCCUGGCAGGAAUUUUGUGCCAUGGUUCGCAAGAUUGGUAUCUACACUAGGGAGGAGGUCCAGAAGAUGAAGCCAGGGUCCUUGAGUUCUAAGGGUGAGGAUAAUCCAGUUUCUGCUGAAGAGCUAGAUGCAAAAGAAGUGAAAUGUCCAGGAUUUAGUGCAGAGAAUUGUUAGGCUUGGCUGUAAUGGUUCUGAGAAAUAUUCUAGCUUUUUGGUGGAGCAUCAGGAGUGCUAUAGUGACAUUCCAGUUGGUUAGAACUUGAAUUAAUUGAGUUGAAAUUGACUUGUGAGUCUAUAUUGGCAGCAAGUUUGUCUCAGAACAGACAUAGAUGGCACAAAUGGUAUAUCCAGUUUUGGAAAUGUUGUGGAGGUAGUAGUGUAUGGUGUCUUUUAUAUACAUAAAUAUGUAUACCCGAAUUUGAAUUCCAAGCGUGGUUACACCAGCCUUGCUUUUGCAACCAUCCUCAAUACCCCCUUGUACAGAGAUGGUUUACCACCCUCCCCACCCCCCCCCCCCCCCCCCUCCUUCCUCUUUUUCAGCCUGUGAAUGUAAGUAAGUUAGUACACAAUCUAAUGUCUUUUCAAGUAAGCAUAUCAUUUUGUUGGUUUUUAUUGUAUUUUUUAGUCAGUAGUACACAUUGUUAUUGGGUGCAUUUCUGCAAGGAUAUUGUCUUUGCCAUAUAGCUUGACGUAGCCAAAAUAUUUAUGCAGAGCACAUUAUUUAUAGCGGUGUGUUUUUUCAGCAAGUAAUAGAAAGUUAAAUCAGUUUUCUUA